ACCGUUUGGAGACGGUCGCGAGGGCUGAGCGGCAGGUGGGCGGGGCCGUCCUCUUUGGCCGUCCUCCCGUUGGUUGCUAAGGGGGACUUGGUUACCUACCUGGGUGAUGUUUUGGGGCCUGGCCUAAGAGGUGGAGGGGGGGAUGCAGCCAGUGGUUGUCCACCAGUGGUUGCCUGCUUGGAACGGACCAGGUUCCCUCUGAGAGGUGGGUGCUAAAGGGCUUUGGGUUCAUGAUCCACCUUCCACUGGAGUGGGGGUCAUUCAGAAGGGGCUCAGUUCCUCUUCCUCCGGAAAAUGUUGUGGGACGCUGUUUGAUCACCCAGGAAUGUGGGGCUGAAGACACCUCUAUUAUUAUUUUUAAAUAGGGCAGUUCAUAUGAAACCUUUUAAGGGGUGGUGUGCAAUUAUUUUAUAUUUUUAGGUUGCUUUCCAUUUUUGCCUCUGGAAUUCGAAGCAUUCUGUGUUUCCCUCUUUUUUAGACUAGAUCACCACCACCACCCCAUCCAUCCAAAUUUUUUCAAGGGGAGGAUUGGAUAGUUGGUUUGGCAUGUUUUACUUCAGGCACUUUUUGAAGAAAUUACAAUUUCCAUUUAAAAAAAAAACCCUUUAAGCCACCCAUCUGAUUUGGUUGGCAUUGAUGUUCUUAGCAGGCUAUGGAACUAUCCAGAAUUGGGAAUGUUAAUGCCGUAGGGGAUCUAACUGAAGAAUGAGGCAAUCCAGCCUUCAUUGCGUGUAGGAUAAUCAGCCCAUCUUAAUAUUGUUAGCUCUUGAUUGCAGCAAUUAUUUACACAGUUUUGUUUCAUGAGGCUGGUGGUGUUUAUUGUUCAUACAUUCAGUUGUCAAAAGACUUUGUGGCAUUAGUAUUCUUCAGAAUCAUGUCAGACUCUACCUCCAAGGAGCCCGAAGCUUCCAAUCCUCAGGCUGUGGUUACAGAUACACCUUCUACAGCUUCUAUUGCUGAAGGCCCAGCAGAUUCCUCUUUUGGUGAGCAAAACCUGAGCUUCACCACCACAGAUCUCAAUCUUGUGGAGAUGACAGAAAUAGAAUACACACAACUUCAGCACAUACUCUAUUCCCAUAUGGAGGCACAAGCAAAUGAGAAUGAAGCAGAAAAUAAGUUAAACUCAAGUUGCUUCUCAACCAACAAUCCUGCAACUCAACCACAAUACCUAUCAUCAUCUAAUAACAGUCAAAGUGGCUUUUCAUCAAACAGUUCUGGAAACCAGUCGCUGUAUCCCAUUAUCUGUCAGUCUGGUUUAGCCUCUGACAGCAGCUUCAUGGGUCCUAAUCAGUGUCUAGGGCAUAUUGAUUUUCAGGAGCUAAGAAUGAUGUUGCUCAGUGAGUCUAGCUUCCCUCCAAACCAAGCUGAAAAAACACCUAAUGGUAGCUCUGUAGAUACGACUGGGCAGAGUUUAGUUAAAGCCAAACAAAGUGAAAACUUGGGUGGGAUAAAUAAAGAAAAUUUGCCGGUGGAAAAUUUAGCACCAGUUCCUGAAUCUAGAGCCAAAUCUGCAGUCCGUGUUCGAUUGGAAGACAGAUUCAACAGUGUCCAGACUGAAAUUCCCAGGUGUCAAGAAAACCAAGAAACUGGAGUAGCCAUUAACAAUUUAGUAACUCUCAUUCGCCAUCCUUCAGAAGUGAUGGGAGUUCCUCUCCACCACCAGCAGAAUAAAUGCACCACAGUAGUAAAAAAUAAGACUGCCGCUACGACGACGACUGCGUUACAGUUUACAUGUCCGCUGUUUAACCCGAAUGUUGCUUCUCCUGUGACUGGAAAUGCAAACCCUUCACAAACACAGAACUCCGGAGCCUCUGUUUUGGAAGCAGCCAAACAUCAAGACCUUGGGUUACCUCGUUUUUCUAUCUGUUACCAACAGGAAAUUGAAGCAACAAAACAGACCGUUGGUCCUAGAAAUAAGGCACUACCGGAACACGUUUGGAUUAAAUUGGGAGGAGAAGCUUUAUGUAAGCAAACAAUAAACAAAAGGAGUCGUAGUCGAAUACAUCCCUUGGACUGCAAUGUCCAGCGUAAACCUCUUGGUGACAUUCAAAAUGUGUGUGAUGCCCAAAGUGCUGGUCCAGCCCAUAGUACUUGGCAAGCAGUGCAGCCGACCCAGAGCACACAAAGUGGAACCCAAGGUGGUGUCUCUCAGCGCCGGGAGAGGCAUAACCGGAUGGAAAGAGACAGAAGGCGCAGAAUCAGGAUUUGUUGUGAUGAACUUAAUCUUCUGGUUCCAUUCUGCACUUCAGAUACUGACAAGGCAACAACUUUACAAUGGACAACAGCAUUUCUAAAAUAUAUUCAGGAGCGGCAUGGGGAUUCUCUGAAAAAGGAAUUUGAGACUGUGUUCUGUGGUAAAACAGGCAGAAGACUAAAAUUAACAAGAUCAGAUUCAACAGGAACAUGUUCAGCACAGGAGAUUACACAGAAUGGCACAUCUAUGGAGAUAAAAUAACUUGCUCUCCUUAUACAAAAGCUGGUGGAAAGUGUGAAAAUACAAGGAUGUCUGUGAACUUCUGUUGCCAAUUUCACCUGUUAGCUCUUGUGACUUAAUGUGGUUUGAAAAAUACAUCAGCGUUAAUUAAAUGACACACUUUAUUCCACACAAAGAAGAAAAGCAUGACUAAACAUUUAUUAAUUAAUGCUGCCCCAAGAAAGGCACUGCACCAGAGGGAAGGAGAAAUAUUACAAACUAGUAAAUGCUACCCCACCUCUUCUACUUUUCGUUUCGUUUUGUUUUCCAAGUAUAAAAUAAUUCAGAUGUGUUAUAGAAUAGCAGCUUGAUCAUUUCAAUCUUGAACAUACUUGUAUUAAUAUAAAUAAUUAUCAGAAUGUCAUAACAACCAGUUUGGAAGAAGUAAUUUAAAUCGUUUACAAAUUAUAUAAGAGAUGGUAACUUGCAUAUAGUAACUCAGAUUUGCCUUCCAUUUCCCAGUGUUCAUCCCUGUGAAACUGAAAAAUAUAGAAAAAGCUGUUGACAGUGUGUUACAAAUACAGUACUAUUUAAAAUAUGUUUUGCACUUUCCAACUAUUUCUAGUAUAGGAUACAGUCAAAGGAUUACUUCCUGCCCAAAGACCCGUUGAAAUGAACAGAAGUACAGCUUACGUGUGCAGAUCCCAUUUAUUUAAGAUGGGCUUUCAUAGGAAAAAUAUCCGGUCAUUUGCAUGCUUGCAGUGCAAAAGUGGUAUUUUGUAAACAGUACAUGAUUUUUAAGUGCACAUAAUAUUUUCUUUUUAAAAAAGACUAGGAUUAAUUAUAUGUGUUAGGAAAGGUGAAGCAUUUUAGAAAAAAAGUAUAUUUAUUGGAUUGAAAGUGGCUUUAUUUAGCUAUCAAAACAGACAAUGCUAGUAGGUAUUUCUUAUACAGAACUCAUCCCAAAAUAAAUACUGUUUAAAUCACGGAUAUUCACACUUGUAUAUUACCUUUAUUUCUAAUCAUCAGGGGCAAAAAAAGUAUUAGCAAAACAAGCCUAUUGUAAAAUAAGUAGAUACAAUGUUACAAAAAGAAACUUUAAUUUUUUUUUACAUUAAUGCAUAUACUAGUUUUGGGUAGUGAUCAUCUGUAAUGUGUCUAUCACAAAAACUGUACAGAGGGUGUAAAAUGUUAUUACUAAGUAUCUUUCAAUAUGGAAAUGUUCAAAAUUAUCUCUUGCAACAUAAAUUCUACCUCAUGUAGAAUUAAUUGAGAAACAUUCAUUUUUUAGUU
This is a messenger RNA of Rhineura floridana, 3706 nucleotides long. RefSeq names its product transcription factor like 5 (gene TCFL5). The record is from RefSeq and is a predicted model, not a curated record. Gene Ontology annotation, molecular function: protein dimerization activity; RNA polymerase II cis-regulatory region sequence-specific DNA binding; DNA-binding transcription factor activity, RNA polymerase II-specific. NCBI's taxonomy places the organism in Eukaryota, Metazoa, Chordata, Lepidosauria, Squamata, Rhineuridae. Gene Ontology annotation, cellular component: nucleus. Gene Ontology annotation, biological process: regulation of DNA-templated transcription; spermatogenesis. Bases 875 to 2455 code for a protein of 526 amino acids. The transcript has 6 exons.